Messenger RNA from Penicillium mononematosum, 1784 nucleotides. Its product is annotated as glucose-6-phosphate dehydrogenase. Gene Ontology annotation, cellular component: cytosol. Gene Ontology annotation, molecular function: NADP binding; glucose-6-phosphate dehydrogenase activity. The coding region runs from base 38 to 1579 and encodes 513 amino acids. The transcript is spliced from 8 exons. Gene Ontology annotation, biological process: glucose metabolic process; pentose-phosphate shunt, oxidative branch. The record is from RefSeq and is a predicted model, not a curated record. Lineage: Eukaryota; Fungi; Ascomycota; Eurotiomycetes; Eurotiales; Aspergillaceae.
UUCUUCUUUAUCUUGUGUAUUAAGCGGUUGAUGCAAGAUGUCUAGUGUGAUUAACCAGACCGAUGACCGUCAGGGUGCUGGCACCAUCGAACUUAAAGAUGAUACCAUCAUCGUGGUACUAGGCGCAUCUGGUGAUCUGGCGAAGAAGAAGACCUUCCCUGCACUCUUUGGCCUUUUCCGCAACAAAUUCCUUCCCAAGGACAUUCGGAUCGUCGGAUAUGCGCGGACAAAGAUGGACACCGACGAAUACCUCAAGCGCGUUCGCUCGUACAUCAAGGUCCCCACAAAGGAGAUCGAAGAACAAUUAGAGCAGUUCUGCAAGAUGUGCACCUACGUUUCCGGCCAAUAUGAUCAAGACGAUUCGUUCAUCAACCUGAACAAGCACCUUGAGGAGAUCGAAAACAACCGCCAAUCGAAGGAGCAGAACCGCGUGUUCUACAUGGCAUUGCCGCCCAGUGUCUUCACCACUGUGUCCGACCAGCUGAAGCGCAACUGCUACCCCAAGAGCGGUCUCGCUCGCAUUAUUGUCGAGAAGCCCUUCGGUAAGGAUCUACAGAGCUCCCGCGACCUCCAGAAGGCUUUGGAGCCUAACUGGAAGGAGGAGGAGAUCUUCCGUAUCGAUCACUACCUCGGUAAGGAGAUGGUCAAGAAUAUCCUAAUUCUGCGAUUCGGCAACGAGUUCUUCAAUGCCACAUGGAACCGCCGUCACAUCGAUAACGUCCAGAUUACAUUCAAGGAGCCUUUCGGCACUGAGGGCCGUGGUGGUUACUUCGAUGAGUUCGGUAUUAUCCGUGAUGUUAUGCAGAACCACCUUCUGCAGGUCCUCACAUUGCUCGCUAUGGAGCGCCCCAUUUCCUUCUCUUCCGAGGAUAUCCGUGAUGAGAAGGUCCGUGUUCUCCGCGCUAUGGAUGCUAUUGAGCCCAAGAACGUUAUCAUCGGCCAGUACGGCCGCUCCCUCGACGGCAGCAAGCCCGGCUACCUGGAGGACGACACUGUGCCCAAGGAGUCGCGUUGCCCGACUUUCUGCGCGAUGGUUGCAUACAUUAAGAACGAGCGUUGGGACGGUGUUCCCUUCAUUCUCAAGGCCGGAAAGGCCCUGAACGAGCAGAAGACCGAGGUCCGCAUCCAAUUCAAGGAUGUCACUUCCGGUAUCUUCAAGGACAUCCCCCGUAACGAGCUUGUCAUCCGUGUUCAGCCCAACGAGUCAGUCUACAUCAAGAUGAACUCCAAGCUGCCCGGUCUCUCCAUGCAGACGGUGGUCACCGAGCUGGACUUGACCUACCGCCGUCGCUUCUCCGACCUCAAGAUCCCCGAGGCCUACGAAUCCCUGAUUCUGGAUGCCUUCAAGGGCGACCACUCCAACUUCGUCCGUGAUGACGAGUUGGAUGCCAGCUGGCGCAUCUUCACUCCCCUCCUGCACUACUUGGAUGACAACAAGGAGAUCAUCCCCAUGGAGUACCCCUACGGCUCCCGUGGACCCGCCGUCCUUGACGACUUCACUGCUUCAUACGGCUACAAGUUCAGCGACGCCGCUGGCUACCAGUGGCCCGUCACUACCUCGGCCCCCAACCGGCUGUAGGUCUUGAGAGUAUAGCUGUUUACGAUGAUUAUGGGAAGCGGAUUCGGGAUACAAAGGAAUUAAAAUCUCUAUUUUCUGACUCUGGUUGAUUGUUUGGCCGGCAGGAGUCGCGUCAUAUUGUGAUACUUAGGUUUUCGAGACCAAUUCAAAAUUAGGAUUGGAUGCGACGCACGCAAUGAAAGAUACUUACGCCCUUAUUUUGUUC